UAAGUUGGGAAUGAAUUACCAACCGGACCGUGUUUUGUAAUCGUUUAUGAAUGGCGAUAAAAUCGGUUAACCAUGAUUUUGGUUUCCUGGACGCUGGGAUCUUAAAAUCCAUCUUGUCGGAGCUGCCACCUGAUUCACCUUACUUGAAACCGGGCGAUCACCACAUUCUGGACAGGGGAUUCAGAGACGUGAUUCAGACUCUUCUUCGCCUUGGACACCUCACACAUAUGCCGGAACUACUAGACACCGAUGAUAAACAAUUCACCACUUCGCAAGGAAAUGAGUCAAGACGGGUCACGUUGGUCAGAUGGUUGGUGGAGGCAGUAAAUGGAAGAAUCAAGAAAAAGUUCAAAUUAUUUCGAGAGACGGUUCCAGGAGGAUACCUUGAGAAGCUGCCCAUGUUCUUCAGAAUUGGUUGCGCCCUUAUUAACUGUUUCUGCCCUCCUCUCUCCACCCACUCACCCAAGCAUGAUAAGAUAGCCGAACGAGCAUUGGAACUUGCUGACCAGGAGAAUUUACUACAAAAGCGAGUGGAGGACGAGAAGAUGGAUCGCCGGACUAAGGAAUGGAAGACAGCCUCGCUGAAAGAAUUUCCAAAAUUCCCGAAGCUUUCCGUUGACGAUUUAGAGGACAUUACCCUUGGAGUGUAUCAGAUUGGAUUGGCCAAGAGAUACGCUAAUCUGCACAUGAAAAAUUCUCCAAUCUUUGAAAUUAAACUGAAUUCAGAAUUUCCCAACAUCGUGCGAGCCAAGAUUGAAUCAAGAUUUACAGCCAACAAAGCCCACGAUCUAUGGAUCGAAUAUUCUUCGGACCCAGAAGUUAAAGGUGCUGACGCCAUAAGAGGUUUCUAUUGUAAAUGUAAACAAGGCGCUCGGACAAUGGGCUGUUGUGCACAUAUUUGCACGGUGCUGUGGUACUUGGGUUAUCAAAGGUACCAAAACCCAGUUACAAUUAACGUGCGGAAACGGAAGCUGGAAAUUAUCAACGCGGGGCGUUCCAAGGAAGUGGUGGCGGAGAACUAAGACGAAGAUUUUGGUUACACUAUUUUUAGUUAAGGUUAUGCAUGCACGUCAAAUCUGGUAAUGAUUAACAAUUUUAGUUCAUUUGUAAAGUACGAGAGAAUUUGGGAAAGCCCAUGUGUACUAUGAUUGAUUUCGUAGUUGGCAAAUCCUAAACGUACUU
Messenger RNA from Folsomia candida, 1182 nucleotides. RefSeq lists its product as uncharacterized. The coding region runs from base 51 to 1022 and encodes 323 amino acids. Lineage: Eukaryota; Metazoa; Arthropoda; Collembola; Entomobryomorpha; Isotomidae. The record is from RefSeq and is a predicted model, not a curated record. The transcript has 3 exons.